AAGCUGGAGGAAACUCGGCAGGAGCGGUGCAGCGCGCAGGCUGUGAGCACAGAGCCCUCAGCCUGCCUGCGUGAUGCAACCCCUCCUCCCCCUGCUGCUCAGGAGCGUCUGCUUGAAGCUGGGAACUGCACACAGCUGAGCUCAGAACUUUGGGAAUGGCUCUGAGAAGACUGAGGAGCUGGCAGUCAGGAGCUCUGGCACGCCUGGCAGCUGACACGUGCUGUAGGAGCUUUCUCCUUUCCAAACCCUUCAUCUCUGCUAAGGACAGGGCAGACACAGCUCAAAGACGCUCGCAUCUGGAAGGAUCUCUGUUUGGAUUCUGCUGCUGAUAACAGAGCCACUCACAUCCACAGAGGAAGAGAGGAAAAUUAUUGGAAACAGCAAGGCACUUUUCAAAGCGAGGACUGAAGGAGGCAGAUUUUCCCCUCCUUCCCCUUUUGGGAGAAAGGAGUUGCCCAACCAAGUCAUGAGACUUUCUCACACUUCCCAAAGCAGGCUCCUGGAGCGAUGACACGGCACCACUGAGUCUGGGUGGCGCAGCCCCGCAGCACGCCCUGAGUGCAGGCAACCUGGUAGGCACGGAGAAUGGAGAAUGAGGUUGGCAAAUCUGUGGACAAUCAAAUGGACAAAUACAUAGUUACAAUAAUGGGGAAAUCAGAAAGUCAAAUGGAUAUUGUGGAAAAAUCAACAAAAUCUGGGAAGAAAUCCUGGCGCUUCGUGGCCAUCGGGCUGGCUGUCCUGCUGCUCCUCAUGACUUGUUCUGCAGUCGCCCUGGUAAUCCUGUAUGCCAGCAGCAGAGGCACUCAGUAUGGUACCAAUUCAGGCAAUAUAUGUACCACACCUGGUUGUGUUACAGCAGCUGCUAGAAUCAUUCAGAAUAUGGACACAACAGCUGAUCCUUGCAAGGAUUUCUACCAGUAUGCCUGUGGAGGCUGGCUGAACCGGCAUGUUAUCCCAGAAACGAGCUCCAGAUACAGCAUUUUUGACAUCCUGAGGGAUGAGCUGGAGAUCAUCCUAAAAGGUGUGCUGGAGACUGCAGAUCAAGGGGACAGAGAAGCGUUCCAGAAAGCUAAGAUACUGUACAAGUCAUGCAUGAAUGAGAGUCUGAUAGAGCAGCGAGAUUCAUUGCCUCUGCUAGAGGUCUUAACAAUGGUUGGAGAUUGGCCAGUGGCUUCUGCAGACUGGAACAACACCAAAGAACCAAGCUGGAGAAUGGAAGAGAAACUCUCCAUAAUGAACUCCAGAUUUAACAAACGUGUCCUCAUUGACAUGUUUGUAUGGAAUGAUGACCGGGAUUCCAGCAGACAUAUCAUCUAUAUUGACCAACCUAGUUUAGGAAUGCCAUCCAGAGAUUACUACUUUAAUGGGGGCAACUACCAAAGGGUAAGGGAAGCUUACCUGCAGUUCAUGAUCACUAUUGCUAAGAUGAUCCGAGAAGACAUGAAUGUAUCCAAAGACGAUUUGUUUGUCCAAGAGGAGAUGGCAAAGGUUAUGGAGCUUGAAACAGAUAUUGCAAAUGCAACUACCCCAGCAGAAGAAAGGCAUGAUGUAACCUUGUUAUACAACAAAAUGACCUUAAAAGAGCUACAGGAAAAGUUUGCGUUGAACGAAUUUAACUGGACCUUCUUCAUCCAGGGUGUCAUGUCUUCAGUAAGUGUUCAGGUUGACCCAGAAGAAGAAGUUGUUGUAUAUGGCAUGCCAUACUUGCAAGAGCUGAAAGCAAUUAUCUCCAAGUACUCAGCAAGCACCAUCCAGAACUACCUCAUUUGGCGACUGGUAAUCGAUCGAGUCAGCAGCCUGAGUCGGCGCUUCAAGGAUGCUCGGGCCAGCUACAGGAAGGCACUUUAUGGGACAACACUGGAAGAAGCCCGCUGGAGAGAAUGCGUGAGUUAUGUCAACAACAACAUGGAGAACGCAGUAGGAGCAAUGUAUGUCAGGGAGACAUUUGCUGGUGAGAGCAAGAGGAUGGUCCAAGAUUUAAUAGAUAAGAUUCGUGAAGUGUUCAUUGAGACUUUAGAUGAGUUACAGUGGAUGGAUGAGGCAUCUAAAGCAAAAGCUCGUGAGAAGGCGUUGGCAAUUAAAGAACAGAUUGGCUACCCAGAUUAUAUUUUGGAAGACCAAAAUGAAAAGCUAGAUCAAGAAUAUGCCAAUCUAAACUUCAGUGAACACAAUUACUUUGAGAACAUCCUAGAAAAUCUGAGAGCUGGAGCCCAAAAGAGCUUGAAAAAACUUCGAGAAAGAGUUGACCAAGACAUAUGGAUAAUUGGAGCUGCAGUGGUCAAUGCAUUCUACUCUCCCAAUCGGAACCAGAUAGUUUUUCCUGCUGGGAUUCUACAGCCUCCAUUCUUCAGCAAACACCAACCACAAGCCCUGAACUUCGGAGGGAUUGGGAUGGUUAUUGGGCAUGAAAUUACCCACGGCUUUGACGACAAUGGUCGGAAUUUUGAUAAAGAUGGAAAUAUGUUUGACUGGUGGAGCAAUUUCUCAGCUAUGCAUUUCAAGGAGCAGUCUCGCUGCAUGGUUCACCAGUAUGGGAACUACACGUGGGAGCUGGCUGGAGGACAAAAUGUCAGUGGAAUAAGCACAUUAGGAGAAAAUAUUGCAGAUAAUGGAGGAGUCCGACAGGCUUAUAAGGCUUAUUUAAAAUGGCUGGAACAGGAAGGGAAGGAACCAAAGUUGCCUGGACUGAAUCUGUCCCACAAGCAGCUUUUCUUCCUCAACUUUGCCCAGGUCUGGUGUGGUUCCUACAGACCAGAAUAUGCCAGCCAGUCAAUAAAGACAGAUGUUCACAGCCCUCUGAAAUACAGGGUGAUGGGAUCUUUGCAGAACUUUGAAGCCUUCUCAGAGGUGUUUCACUGUAAAAAAGGCACCGCAAUGCAUCCAGCAGACAAAUGCAGAGUGUGGUAACCAAAGGACUACUGGCAAGAAUGACAUACAUUGGUGACACAAUGAACAAUUCUUGCCAACUAUGUGCCUGAUGUUUUCCCACUCAGUCACAGCCAAGGCUAAUGGUGCAGCUACUGCAGUGAGAAUCAAGGAAACUGCAGCACUCGAGCUUUUAUGGUUCCACUGGGAAGUAUGCAAGCAUCUCAGUGACUGCUGGGCUGUGCUGAAGUGUGCUCUGGAACAGAAACGACUGUUGGAAAUGACAUCCUGACUGUUACUAAGAUACCACAUCAGGGCUACAAAGACUAAUUCUUAAAAUAAACAAACAAAAACAACCCAACAAACCAACACACAACUGCACAUCUAUUUUUCAGAAAGCAGCAAUGAUUUUAAUACACCUUACAAUGACACCUGAGACUCAGCAAACCUGUUUGAGGUGUUUCACAGGACUGUUUUGUAGUAUUCUGAUUCAGUUUCUAGUGCUUUCUUCCCAAAUUCAGGUUAAAUCUAGUUUAAAUUCUCAUGUUGUCUGUCUACUUGCACUUUGAUUACUGCUUUGAUGUAAGAGAUUGCUGUUUGUCUUCAUUACCACGUGAGCUGUAUGUUCAAUGCUGCUGACUUCAUGCAAAGCUGUACUCUUCUACUGCACUUGAGUUCUGCUCCAAAGAGCACCUUAAAGUGAGUAUUGCCAGACAGAAAGUCACACUUAGAGGAAUACAAAUUCUGUUGUUAAAGAUAAAACUAUGGGGUCUCUUCCUUUAGAGAUGUAUUUAAAAAGAUGCUUAUUCUUGUAGAAGUGUAUAAAAUACUUUUGGGCAAAUAGCAAAUGUGAAAGUAGAAACAAUUGUUUUAAUUCCGUGCCUUUUCAUUUUGCCAUAGUCUAUUUUACAGUAUUUACACUUGACGAAUGUAAUAUCAUUAUUUUAAUUAAAAAAAAAUACAACGCAAUAGCCAAUGCAGCAAGGAUUUUGAUAUAGAAGUAGUUGGGUGACCUUCAGUAGGUGUUCUAAUAUGAUGAUGAUAUUUUAAAAUGUGAACAUUUAAUACAGUUUAAUUAAUCUUCCAGCAAAUGUUUUUCUUUCUAGCAGAGGAAUCACUGGAAAGCAAGAUAUUUACUGCUGGUGCUUAACUUGUGAAGUGCCAAAUCACACUAUUUGUUUGCUUCACACAUUUUGAUUGCAAACUAACAAAAGGUUGGAUUAUCUAAACCAUAGGGAAAGAAAUUAAAAUCCCAUAAUAGAAGCAGCUUUGCCCAUCAGAGGUGACCUAUUGAAGUACUCUGGCCCACGUAUGAGAGCAUAAGACAGUAAGAGCAGGCUAAAUCACUGAGUAAAGCUCUCCAAAUUCUUUUAUGAAUGUUAGUUUCCCCUACUAGAGUGAAAUCGAGUUACAGGUAAAUUGUAGCAUUUAUAGCUAAGAACACAUAGUUCAACUGCAUUUCAUUUCCAUCUGAAAAGUAAUUUUAGAAGAUUACUUUCUGAGAGAAUCAGUGCUACCUCAGGGAUGAACCUCUCGUCCAUGCCCUUCAAAGUCUCAGAGUUCAGUAGAGAAUAGGCAGUAAGCAGCCACAUAGGGUUUAGUUCCAGGUUUAUUUACUUCAUCUCUUCAGAAGAUGAAGAACUGCUCAGCCCAUAGAAUUGCCUGCAAACAAGUAGCACACAAAGCAUGAAGUUUGGCUUUCACCUCAGCUAAGAGGAAAAUUGCUUCAUAUCCAGUUCUUUUCCGGGUUGCACCUCAGAUGACUCCGUAUGGAAAUCUAUUCCAGGAGAUGCAAUCCAGAUCAUAUCAGGUUUUGUGUUAAAGCUCUGUCAGUCAACUGAGGACAAGUGCACUUGUGCACAGAUUCUGACAAAGACGCAGAUUUAAGGCAGGUAAGUAAGAGGAAGAGAUGAUUUUUCAGUGGGAAUUGUUGGAUUUGCAUGCAUAAGUGCCUGAAAACAGUAGGGUUGACUCACACUCAAAAUAAAACAAAAAAAAAAGGCAAGGAGAAGAGUGCAGUAAUGAGCUCCAAGAGUCCUUUCCACUAAAUCGAUAGCUACAUAAAGAAAGUCCUAGAUUGAAUUACACCUGUAAUAGGCUUAUUUUUCUCAGGUGUUACCUUUAUAGCUAUCAACAUGAUCUAAAAGCCCCUUUAGAAUGAAAUGCUGUCCAAGUUUUGUCCUGACCAGGAAGCAAGGUUAACCUUUCUCAUCACAUCUAAAACUGAUGCUUCACAGGAAGAGCAUUUCACUACUGUUUCCUAUUUGACAGCAUUUCACUUCUUUCAACAUGAGAUGUCUGGUUACAAGACAGUCAAGUGCUCUGAUAGAUCAGCUUUUGUCAUUUAAUUUGUGUAUGGUGGCAGGCAAAAAUAAACUGUAUUUAACUGCA
Tympanuchus pallidicinctus (lesser prairie-chicken) is the source of this 5256-nucleotide messenger RNA. RefSeq names its product membrane metalloendopeptidase like 1 (gene MMEL1). Gene Ontology annotation, molecular function: metalloendopeptidase activity. The record is from RefSeq and is a predicted model, not a curated record. Gene Ontology annotation, cellular component: plasma membrane. The transcript has 23 exons. The coding region runs from base 586 to 2907 and encodes 773 amino acids. Lineage: Eukaryota; Metazoa; Chordata; Aves; Galliformes; Phasianidae. Gene Ontology annotation, biological process: protein processing.